Messenger RNA from Anthonomus grandis grandis, 845 nucleotides. Its product is annotated as mitochondrial translation release factor in rescue. The record is from RefSeq and is a predicted model, not a curated record. Gene Ontology annotation, biological process: translational termination. Bases 191 to 826 code for a protein of 211 amino acids. Gene Ontology annotation, molecular function: translation release factor activity. Lineage: Eukaryota; Metazoa; Arthropoda; Insecta; Coleoptera; Curculionidae. The transcript has 4 exons. Gene Ontology annotation, cellular component: mitochondrion.
AAGAAAUUUUAAAGUUGUAUAAGAGUCUUUUAAGGUACGGUGAACAACUGAAAUAUACAGAUAAACACUACUUCGGGCAGAGAGUAAGGAAUGAAUUUAAAUCGAACAAAAACUUAACUGAAGAAGAAAAAAUAUCUUUUAAGUUUGAGAAAGGAAGCGUUUUGUUAGUGAGAAAAACCGUCCUGUAAUAAUGUUAACGCGGUUUAGGUCCGCUCUAGUGGAAAUCCACCAAAGACAUUUCGCUUCCAUAAAAAAACUAAUUGAUUACUCAAAAGUUCCUGAGUUGAACGAAAGUGAACUGGAAGAACAACAAAUUAAAGGCUCAGGCCCUGGAGGUCAGAAAAUUAAUAAAACUUCUAGCUGUGUAUUUCUUAGGCAUAUUCCCACAGAUCUUAAUGUGAGGCAAAAGUCCCCUUUAAUUUUAUCUCUAAAAAGGCAAUUUUCAUCUAUAAAACAACAGAUUGAUUAUUCAAAUGUUCCUGAAUUAAAUGACAAAGAAAUUGAGGAACAAAAUAUUAAAGGCUCGGGGCCUGGAGGCUCUAAGAUUGCUACCACUUGUAGUUGUCUAUUACUCAAACAUAUUCCAACAGGAAUUGUAGUAAAAUGCCAGGAAACCAGGUUCUUAGAAAAAAACAGGAAACGCGCCAGAGAACUCCUCGUAAAAAAACUGGACAACCACUUUAACGGUGAAAACAGCGUUGAGGCCCAAAUCAAAAGGUUGCAGGACAAAAGAAGGAAAUCGGAAGAAAGUAAAAGGGACAAAUUAAGGCAGAUGAAAGAAAAGUGGAAUGAGCAAAACAACUUGGACCCUAGUAGUAAAUUGUAAAUAAAAAUUUCUAGAUGAA